CCUCAGCGGCCAUGUUAGGUUCGGGCAAGGGCAUCGCCGAAGCUCUUGGUUUCCGCCACCCGACUUCCGGCCGUGGGCAGCCCAGGCACGAGCGCUUCGAGGGACCGCGCGGUGGCCUGGCGAGGUUACAGAAGCUACGGCACUUCAGAGGGGUCCUGUUACCCCUCACACACGUCUCCCAGGUGUUGAUGCCAGCGGAGAUUUGAAGCUUGGGAACCUGUGUCUCCAUCCUUUGCAAACACUCAAGCGCUGCGGUGCUGACGGUGGAUGGCAGUCUAGGAGGCGGGCGCGCAGAAUGGCUGGGAGGAGGCCGGCGGGCCUGGGCGGGCAGCGCCAGCUCCUGGGGCUGCUGCUGGCGGUGGCCGCCGUCCACCUGGCCGCCUGCCCCUACACCAAGGUGGAGGAGAGCUUCAACCUGCAGGCCGUGCACGACCUGCUCUACCACCGGCUCGACGUGGAGAAGUUUGACCACCUCGAGUUCCCCGGCGUGGUCCCCAGGACGUUCCUUGGGCCGCUGCUGAUCGCUGCGCUCUCCAGCCCCGCGGUCUACGCGCUCUCGUUGUUGGAGAUGUCCAAGUUCUACUCUCAGCUCGUAGUCAGGGCCGUCCUGGGACUUGGCGUGAUUCUUGGACUCUGGACGUUACAAAAAGAAGUGAGGCGGCAGUUUGGGGCCACGGUGGCCGCCCUGUUCUGCUGGGUGACGGCCUCACAGUUCCACCUGAUGUUCUACUGCACGCGGACUCUCCCCAAUGUGCUGGCCCUGCCCGUGGUGCUGCUGGCCCUGGUGGCCUGGCUGCAGCAGAGGUGGGCACGCUUCAUCUGGCUCUCGGCCUUCGUCACCCUGGUCUUCAGGGCCGAGCUGAGCCUACUCCUGGGUCUGGCGCUGCUGUUGCCGCUCUGCUGGCGGAAGCUCUCGCUGACCCGGGCCCUGCGCUGUGCCGUGCCGGCCGGGAUCCUCUGCCUGGGACUGACAGUGGCCGUGGACUCCUAUUUCUGGCGCUACCUCGUGUGGCCAGAAGGGAAGGUGCUCUGGUACAACACCGUUCUGAACAAGAGUUCCAACUGGGGCACCUCUCCGCUGCUCUGGUACUUCUAUUCAGCGCUGCCGCGCGGGCUGGGCUGCAGCCUGCUGUUCGUGCCGCUGGGGGCGGUGGACAGGCGGGCCCUGGCGCUGCUGCUGCCCGCACUGGGUUUCGUGGCCCUGUACUCGCUGCUGCCGCACAAGGAGCUGCGCUUCGUCAUCUACGCCUUCCCACUGCUCAACAUCGUGGCCGCCAGGGGCUGCGCCCGCGUGCUGAGCGGUCACAGGACAUCCUGGCUGCACAGAGUGGGGUCCCUCCUGGUGAUGGGGCACCUUGUGGUGAAUGCCGCAUACUCGGCCACGGGCCUGUAUGUGUCCCACUUCAACUACCCCGGUGGCGUGGCGAUGCAGAGGCUGCACCAGCUUGUGCCCGCCCGCGCAGAUGUCAUCCUGCACAUCGACGUGGCCGCUGCCCAGACAGGCGUGUCCCGCUUCCUGGAGGUCAACAGCGCCUGGAGGUACGAGAAGACGGAGGAUCUGCAGCCGGGCUCGGCGCGCAUGCUGGCAUACACACACCUGCUCAUGGAGGCCGCUCCCGGGCCCCUGGCACUCUACCGGGACACACACCGCAUCCUGGCCCGCGUCCCAGGCACCACCGGACUGAGUGUGAAUCUGAGCAGGCUGCCUCCCUUUAACGUGAACCUGCAGACCAAGCUUGUGCUACUGGAGCGGCUCCGCGGGCCUCCCUGAGCGGGGGUGGGGCCCCCAGGGACGUGGGUGCCCGCCAGCUCCCUCCAGUCGAGCCGGGAACCGACCAAGGACAGCGGCUGCCCAUCCCUGGCUGUGCCUGGGUACCCAUGGCCGCGUCGCUUGCAGCCUGCGGUAAUGAGGGUGCCCACUCUCCAGGCCACGGGUCUCGCCCUGAGGAGCUGCUCUGGGGCAGCAGGCGGUGGCCUCUCGGCGCCUGGCAGGGCCCCUGGGCCGUGGAAACCCGAAGGCCAGCGCGUGCUGGGCGUACCCCACUGCACCUGGCCCUGCAGGGCAGGGCCUCCUCUGUGGUCACGGGCACACUGUCUCUGUUUCAGAAGAGAUCUUAGGAGAUAAACGUGUUCAGAAAGAAUGAGA
Messenger RNA from Dama dama (fallow deer), 2146 nucleotides. RefSeq names its product ALG12 alpha-1,6-mannosyltransferase (gene ALG12). The transcript has 10 exons. Lineage: Eukaryota; Metazoa; Chordata; Mammalia; Artiodactyla; Cervidae. Gene Ontology annotation, biological process: protein N-linked glycosylation. Gene Ontology annotation, molecular function: alpha-1,6-mannosyltransferase activity. Bases 296 to 1771 code for a protein of 491 amino acids. Gene Ontology annotation, cellular component: endoplasmic reticulum membrane. The record is from RefSeq and is a predicted model, not a curated record.